AUUGCAUAUUUAUAUGAGAAUCUUGUUACAGCGAAUGAGUAUAUACUGCGCAAAUGCAUAGCUACCGCGGAGUUAAUCAGGAGGCACAAAAACGAGGGGGUUAACUCACGCAAAGCCGAGGCGAACUUGUCCCAAUCGCAGGCGGAACAACGUAGAAAUUACGAAUCUACGGCAACGAUUCUGCCGACUAACGUCUCCCGGAUGGAAACUCCCAGGCCGAUUUCCAGCAGCGUACACCGACGCACGACUCACAUGAGAAGGCGCGGUAACGCGCACGCGCGUCGUAUCAUGGGCAAACACCUGGCGGACACACCUCUCAGGACUCUGCACAUCGACGCGCCGCAGGAUAGACCGCCGGCCUUCACAAAGAAGAGUCCGCUACCGGAACUAGCGCGCGACGCGUCCGGCAGAAAGAUCGACUCGUCGUCGAAUGUGAUAAUUAUUAAAUCGGUCACUUAACGUCCUGCAAAUGGCGCUCGGUUCUCGCACUGAUUUUACUCUACGA
Messenger RNA from Dinoponera quadriceps, 505 nucleotides. RefSeq lists its product as uncharacterized. The annotation marks the transcript as partial. Lineage: Eukaryota; Metazoa; Arthropoda; Insecta; Hymenoptera; Formicidae. The record is from RefSeq and is a predicted model, not a curated record. The transcript has a single exon.